Gastrolobium bilobum is the source of this 4783-nucleotide messenger RNA. RefSeq lists its product as uncharacterized. NCBI's taxonomy places the organism in Eukaryota, Viridiplantae, Streptophyta, Magnoliopsida, Fabales, Fabaceae. The transcript has 22 exons. The coding region runs from base 241 to 4554 and encodes 1437 amino acids. The record is from RefSeq and is a predicted model, not a curated record.
CUUCCUUUCUUACACAAUUCUUUAUUACUUUUUUACUCACAAAAUUUUCUUCUUCUUCUUCGUCUUCUUCUUCAUUAAGUUUUCUCAUUCUUCAUUCCAAUUCACCAAAUCCAUCUUCCCUUGCUUGCUAAUUGCUAUUUCACACAACCCCGUUUCAUUUCCCCUAAAUCCCUUCUUUUUUCCCUUCCCAAAACCCUAUACCCUAAAUCCCUCUCUGUGAAUGAGUUUGCCUCCUUUUUAAUGGCUCACACUCUUCACAAACCUCUUUCCUUCACCCUUCUUUUCAUCUUAUACUUUACUUUCGCUUUUGCUUUUUCUUCCCACUCUCACCGUGAUUUCUCCAUACUCGAUUCCGAUUUCGACUCUUUCUACAGCGAUUACUCUCCUCCGUCGCCUCCUCCGCCUCCGCCGCUGCCUCACCCUCCAUCUCUUUCCUGCCAAGAGGGUCUCAACGGAACUGGGUCUCUGAACACCACCUGCAAUCUCAAUUCCAGCUUGGUGUUCCACAGCGACGUGUGCAUAGAAGGGAACGGAAGUCUUCACAUACUUCCUGGUGUGAAUUUGAGUUGCCCCGUUUUGGGAUGCGUGAUUUUGAUUAACAUGAGUAGGGAAUUUAGUUUGCAAGAUGGUGCCGUGAUUAUUGCUGGCACGGUUGUGGUGGCGUCUCAAAAUGCAAGCUUGCUUGGUGGGUCAGUGAUAAACGUGACCGGUUUAGCCGGUGCACCACCGGCUCAGACCAGUGGCACGCCGUCAGGGACUCAGGGUGCGGGUGGAGGGCACGGUGGGAGAGGUGCCACUUGUGUCUCGGAUAAUACCAAGCUUCCCGAUGAUGUUUGGGGUGGGGAUGCGUACUCGUGGUCCAGUCUGCAUGAGCCCUGGAGUUAUGGGAGUAAGGGAGGGACCACUAGUAAAGAAGAUAAAUAUGGUGGAGAAGGAGGUGGGAUAAUAAGGCUUGUAUUAAAUGAUUCCAUAGAAGUCUCUGGGGAUCUUUUGGCAAAUGGAGGUGAUGGUGGGAUCAAGGGUGGAGGAGGUUCUGGUGGUAGUAUUUAUGUUGAAGCUCAUAGAAUGACUGGAACUGGCACGAUCAGUGCUACUGGAGGUGUUGGGUUUGCUGGUGGGGGAGGUGGAAGGAUUUCAAUUAAUGUCUUCAGCAGACAUGACAAUACAAAAUUCUUCAUUCAUGGUGGAAUGAGCCUUGGAUGUUCUGACAAUGCUGGUGCUGCAGGGACAUAUUAUGAUGCUGUUCCCCGUAGUCUUACCAUUUGCAAUCAUAACUUGUCUACUCAAACUGAUACACUUCUGUUAGAGUUUCCUAAGGCAAUUCUUUGGACAAAUGUUUAUAUCCAGAAUCAGGCCAAGGCAUUGUUUCCUUUAUACUGGAGCCGUGUUCAGGUUAGUGGACUAAUUCGUUUGACUUUUGGUGCUGUUUUAAGCUUUGGGCUUGCUCAUUAUGGUUCAUCAGAGUUUGAGUUGAUGGCAGAAGAGCUUCUGAUGAGUGACUCUGUGAUCAAGAUAUAUGGAGCUCUUCGAAUGUCUGUCAAGAUUUACCUGAUGUUGUAUUCCAAGAUGCUUAUAGACGGUAAUGGUGAUUCAAUUGUUGCAACGUCCAUACUUGAAGCUAGCAACUUAGUAGUUCUCAAGGAUUCAUCUGUUAUUCAAUCUAAUGCAAAUUUGGGAGUUCAUGGACAAGGUUUUUUGAACUUGUCAGGACCUGGAAAUUUGAUUGAAGCGCAACAUCUUAUUUUGUCAUUAUUUUAUAGUAUCAAUAUUGGGCCUGGGUCUGUUCUAAGAGGUCCUUUGGAGGUUGCUGGUGAUAGCAUGGCACCUCAACUCUACUGUGAAGUUGAAAAUUGCCCUGUGGAAUUGCUUCAUCCACCUGAAGAUUGUAAUGUGAAUUCUUCAUUGGCUUUCACUAUUCAGAUAUGUCGGGUUGAAGAGGUUAUUGUGGAAGGCACUGUGACUGGUUCUGUUGUGCACUUUCACUGGGUUAGAAACGUAGAUGUCCAAUAUUCUGGAGUAAUCAGUGUAUCUGGGCUGGGCUGUACUGGUGGGUUGGGUAGAGGAAGGUAUUUUGAAAAUGGUAUUGGCGGUGGAGGCGGUCAUGGAGGGUAUGGUGGGGAUGGAUAUUACAAUGGCAAUUUCAUUGAUGGUGGUACCCCGUAUGGGGAUGUUGAUUUGCCAUGUGAACUUGGUAGCGGCAGUGGAAAUAGUAGCCUAGCUGGUGCAACCGCAGGUGGUGGCAUUAUUGUGAUGGGUUCGUUGGAGCACUCAUUGUCAAGUUUGACUUUGAAUGGUUCACUUAGAGCCGAUGGAGAAUCCUUUGGAGAAGACAGUAGAGGACAAGAUGGUAGGAUUACUUCAAGCAUUGGUCCUGGUGGUGGCUCUGGUGGAACUGUUCUUUUGUUUGUUCAGACAUUGGUACUUGGUGACUCUUCUAUAAUCUCAUCUGCUGGAGGACAAGGUAGUGCUAACGGUGGCGGGGGUGGAGGUGGUGGAAGGAUUCACUUUCAUUGGUCUAAUAUUCCAGUUGGAGAUGAAUAUAUCCCUUUAGCAAGUGUUAAUGGAAGCAUUAUUACUGGAGGAGGAUUUGGUGGAGGUCAGGGUCUUCCUGGAAAAAAUGGAUCUAUCAGUGGAGCUGCUUGUCCCAGAGGACUUUAUGGUAUCUUUUGUGAGGAAUGCCCUGUUGGUACUUAUAAAAAUGUCAGUGGGUCUGAUAGAGCCCUUUGUCACGAUUGCCCACCUCAUGUGCUUCCACAUCGUGCGAUAUAUAUUUCUGUUCGAGGUGGUGUGGCAGAGACUCCUUGUCCAUACAUGUGCAUAUCUGAUAGAUACCACAUGCCAAACUGUUAUACAGCUUUUGAAGAGUUGGUAUACACUUUUGGUGGGCCAUGGCUUUUUGGUCUUCUUCUCUUAGGUCUCCUUAUCCUGCUUGCUCUAGUUCUCAGUGUUGCACGAAUGAAAUAUUUUGCUGGGGACGAUUUGCCAGCCCUUGUGCCUACUCAAAAUAAUACUCGAUUGAACCACUCUUUCCCUUUUCUGGAAUCACUGAAUGAGAUUAUUGAAACAAAUAGAAGUGAGGAAUCUCCGAGUCAUGUGCACAGGUUGUAUUUCCAAGGCCCAAAUACAUUCAGUGAACCUUGGCAUCUACCUCAUUGUCCUCCAGAGCAAGUGAAAGAUAUCGUAUAUGAAGAUGCCUUCAAUAGAUUUGUGGAUGAGAUUAAUUGUUUAGCUACUUAUCACUGGUGGGAAGGGUCUAUAUACAGUAUCCUUUGCAUCACUGCAUAUCCCCUUGCUUGGUCAUGGCUGCAAAGGUGUCGAAGAAAUAAAUUGCAAAAACUUCGAGAAUUUGUUCGAUCAGAGUAUGAUCAUGCUUGCUUGCGUUCUUGCCGUUCACGAGCCCUUUAUGAAGGACUGAAGGUAGCUGCAACAUCUGAUCUGAUGCUGGCAUAUCUCGACUUCUUUCUUGGUGGGGAUGAGAAAAGACCUGAUCUACCUCCUCGUCUUCAUCAAAGAUUUCCCAUGUCUAUAAGUUUUGGGGGAGAUGGAAGUUACAUGAGUCCUUUCUCUCUUCAUAGUGACAAUAUUCUUACUAGCAUCAUGAGUCAGUCCAUUCCACCAACUAUAUGGUAUCGAUUAGUGGCUGGUCUUAAUGCUCAACUACGCUUAGUUCGCCGCGGACAUCUAAAAAUAACUUUCGGCCCUGUUAUCAGCUGGCUUGAUGUAUAUGCAAACCCUAGAUUGGCAACAUAUGGUGUACGAGUUGAUCUUGCAUGGUUUCAGCCCACAGCUUCUGGAUACUGCCAAUUUGGACUUGUGGUAUAUGCUACUGAAAAUGAAAGCAUGUCAUCAUCGCGGGAAGUUUAUGAUGAUUCAGGCAUAACUGAAAAGCAGUCAUGUUUUCUUAUUGGUCCCAGAAAUCCGGUGCAUCACAUCACAAGCAAUGAACACCUGAUGAUGCCUAGAAGGAUGUCUGGGGGGAUAUUGCAUGCUAAGAGCCUAAGAACACUUAAAGAGAAGACAACUUUAUAUUAUCCUAUUGCUUUUAUUAUUUAUAAUACAAAACCUGUUGGUCAUCAGGAUCUAGUCGGUCUGGUUAUCUGUAUACUUCUCCUGGGAGAUUUUAUCUUAGUAUUGCUUACCUUGCUUCAGAUGUACUCACUGUCGCUGCUUUACUUCUUCUUAGUUUUAUUUGUCCUCCCUCUUGGUGUACUAUUUCCAUUUCCAUCUGGAAUCAGUGCUUUGUUUAGUCAAGGUCCUAGGAGAUCAGCUGUGCUUGCUCGUCUGUAUGCUUUGUGGAAUCUGACGUCUCUUGUCAAUGUCGUAAUUGCCUUCUUCUGUGGAUUUAUUCAUUAUACAGUUCAUUCACAUAACAAGCUUUCCAACUUUCAAUCCUGGAAUUUUAGUUUGGAUGAGAGUGAAUGGUGGAUGCUUCCUUCUGGUCUGGCCCUCUGCAAAAUUAUUCAAGCGCGUCUUGUUGAUUGUCAUGUGGCUAACCAGGAAAUACAAGAUCCCUCAUUGUAUAGCAAUGACUCUAACGUCUUCUGGAAUUCUUGAACGUUUUAACUUGUCUCUGCAUUUUUCUUUCCCUUCUGUAUAUUUGUUGAAGGGUAAGCAGUCAAUCACCUUGAGUGGUAUUGUGUAUAUUCUAUAAUAUUACGGAAAGUUCGUCAAAUGGGUAUAAAUAAGUGAAGUGGGUUGAUUACAUAUUUUUUGUUUGAUGAUCAGUUACUAUAGUUGUACUUCAGAGAUAAAGUAUUUUUGGGCUCUAGCCCUUUGUAUAGGU